Molecule: messenger RNA, 6092 nt
Organism: Conger conger (European conger)
Lineage: Eukaryota; Metazoa; Chordata; Actinopteri; Anguilliformes; Congridae
Product: dystrophin-related protein 2-like
Exons: 24
Coding region: 222-2993 (923 amino acids)
Biological process (GO): synaptic signaling
Cellular component (GO): plasma membrane
Molecular function (GO): protein binding; zinc ion binding
Source: RefSeq, a predicted model, not a curated record
GUGACCGCAGUAUUUUUCACUGAACAUUGAACACUGCAUUUGUAAAUGUUCAUAUAGGCUACGAAGGGAUUUUGCUGAGGUUGGGCAUGUUAUUUUGAUGGCACAGUGAGAAACUGCUGUCUACCCUAUGCCAGACGGACAAGAAGUAUCUCAGAUGUCCACAUGAGGAGACUCAUUUAAAGGAAGUGCCUGCGUGUCAAGCCUUUUGCUGCUCCUUUGGAAUGGAGUCACUGCUAUGUGACAGGAAAUCUGCUAACCUUUCUUGUGCCAUUGACACCCCCAGCCGGCCCUCAUGGCCAAGGUGUCACUGCACGCCCAGGCAGCAGGCCAAGGACCCUGAGGGGCAGGAAUCUGGAACAGAAGGCUGCAGAGGGGGCGGGGGCCACGAGGAGGGAGAGAUGAAUCUGUGGAGUGAAAUCAAGCGCAAGUCCCACAACAUCAGGGCAAGGCUGGAGGCCUUCUCAGACAACAGCGGGAAGCUGCAGCUCUCCUUGCAGGAGACCAUCGACUGGCUGACACUAAAGGAUGAGGAGCUGUCAGAGCAGCUGCCCAUAGGGGGCGAUGUGGUGACCGUCCAACAACAGAGCGAAUUCCACCAGGCCUUCGUGGAGGAUGUCAGGUCCAGGGGUCCCUUCAUUUACUCUGUGCUGGAGUCAGCGCAGGCCUUUCUAUCACAGCACCCCUUCACAGAAGAAGAGGAGGCACUUGCUGAUGGCAAAGAUGUUUCACCACGGAGACGAAUCCAGAAUGUCAGCCGUUUGGUGUGGAAGCAGGCCAACUUGGUGAGCGACCUGUGGGAGAAGCUGACAGCACGCUGUGCGGACCGCCAACGGCACAUGGAGCUCACUCUAGAGAGGCUCCUGGAGAUGCAGGGUGCCAUGGGGGAACUGUGCGUGGCGCUGGACCAGGCUGAGGGAGUGAGGGACGCCUGGGAGCCUGUUGGGGACCUCUUCAUCGACUCGCUUCAGGACCAUAUCGAUGCCACAAAGCUGUUCAAGGAAGAGCUGACUCAGGUGAAAGAGGCCAUGAAGCAGACCAAUGACCAGGCACACCAGUUGGCCACCUCUAACGUCCACCUGUCCGUGGAGAAUGCACAAGCCUUGGAGCACCUCAACAGCCGGUGGAGGCUGCUACAGGGUUCCAUUGAGGAGAGACUAAAGCAGCUGCAAGAUGCCCACAGAGACUUUGGACCAGGGUCCCAACACUUCCUCUCCAGUUCUGUGCAGAUUCCAUGGGAACGCGCUGUGUCCGCUAACAAAGUGCCGUACUACAUCAAUCAUCAUGCUCAGACAACCAGCUGGGAUCACCCAAAGAUGACAGAGCUGUACCAAGCAUUGGUCGAUCUGAACAACGUCAAGUUCUCGGCUUACCGGACAGCCAUGAAGCUGAGGAGGGUCCAGAAGACCUUGCGACUGGACAUGCUGACCCUGGGUAGCUUGACGGACGUGUUCCGCGAGCAGGAGCUGCAGCACGGCGAACACGUCAUGGAUGUGGCGGAUGUCAUCCACGUGCUGAGUGGCCUAUAUGAGCGGCUGGAGGAGGAGCGUGGAGUGCUAGUCAACAUCCCGCUGUGUGUGGACAUGUGUCUCAACUGGCUGCUCAAUGUGUAUGACAGUGGCCGGAACGGGAAGGUGCGAGUUCUGUCCUUCAAGACCGGGCUGGUGUGCCUGUGCAAUGUGGAUGUUCUGGAAAAAUACAAAUAUCUGUUCCGUCAGGUAUCAGGGCCCGGUGGGCUGACGGACCAGCGGCACCUCAGCCUCCUGCUGCAUGAAGCCGUGCAGAUCCCACGGCAGCUGGGUGAGGUUGCAGCCUUUGGGGGCAGCAACGUGGAGCCCAGUGUAAGCAGCUGCUUCCGCAUGGCCCCAGAGAAGCCGGCCAUUGAGGUGUCCCACUUCCUAGAGUGGAUGAGUCUGGAGCCGCAGUCACUGGUGUGGCUGCCUGUCCUGCACCGAGUGGCUGCAGCAGAGUCUGCCAAACACCAGGCAAAGUGCUCUGUCUGCAAACAGUGCCCCAUCAAAGGCUUCAGGUAUCGUAGCCUUAAGCAGUUCAAUGUGGAUAUAUGCCAGACCUGCUUCUUGACGGGACGGACCUCCAAGGGAAAAAAGCUCCACUAUCCCAUCAUGGAGUACUACAUUCCGACCACCUCUGGGGAGAAGAUGAGAGACUUUGCCAAGACCCUGAAGAACAAGUUCCGGUCCAAGCAGUACUUCAGCAAGCACCCGCAGAGAGGCUACCUGCCCGUACAGUCUGUCCUGGGGGCUGAAAGUACAGAGACGCCCAGUUCUUCCCCCAAGCUUCCUCAUGCGGACACUCACUCCAGGAUCGAGCACUUUGCAAGCAGACUGGCGGAGAUGGAAAAUCAGAACUGUUCCUUCUUCACUGACAGUCUCUCGCCUGAUGAAAGCCUGGAUGAAGACCAGUACCUCCUGCGGCACUCCAGCCCUGCUAUGGAGCAGGACUCACUGACCAAUCAGCACCUCCUGGGCAACAUCAACUGCGAGGACAAGGACGAACUGCAGAGGACGCUGGCCCGCCUGGAGAACGAGAAUAGGAUCCUGCAGGGGGAAUACCGACGACUGAAGUGGCAGCAUGCAGAAACUGCAGCCUCUCCUCAGUUAAUGGAGGGCGUGACCCUGGGUGAAGAGGACAAGGAGCUCCUGGCAGAAGCUCGGAUCCUCAGGCAGCACAAGUCCCGGCUAGAGACCCGAAUGCAGAUCCUGGAGGAUCACAACAAGCAGCUGGAGUCUCAGCUCCAUCGACUCAGAGAGCUCCUGAUGCAGCCUAAAGGGGAUUCAGAGACAAACUCUGUGCCAUCCUCAGUGUCUUCACCUGUAUCUGCGAGUGGCCACCAGGGGGAGCAGCUUAGCAGAGGAACCCCAGACACAGAAGCCACAGGGGAAGAUGAACAGGAUCAGGAGGACACUGUGCUACAGCUCCAGCAGGUGAUUGCGCAGCUGAGGAACGUUUUCCCACCUGAGCACGGCACUGCGUAAUGUCUUACCCUGGGCGUGGCCUGGAAUUUGCAACGCUGCCCACUGGGCUGGAUCCUGUAGGCUGUCCUCAUCCAGGAGCGCACCCCCAGCGGAUCUCACGCAGCUACACAAACGCAUCCAAGCGGAAAAUCGCCACGGAUCAUUCUUUGCACUAACCUCCCGAGCUGAUAGCUGUGUCUAUGUGGUUGCCACAUUAGUCCGCCGUUUGCCGUUACGGCAAGUCCAGCUUCAACCAGUGCGGCACAAACAACACCUUGAUAAGGCUUUCGGCAAUGCACAAGGGUUUUGGUUUGCAUGUGUUUGAGCUCCACUCACACAACAGUGUAUCGUAACACCCUUCACCUGAUAUAUUAACAUCUUUCUUUCGUUUACCUGUCGGCUGAUAGACACUCUUGUGGACUACGCUGCCAUGUGUUGUACAACUCCACAGAGAGGAGCUGAUCACUGGGAGCCAGGGAAGCUUCAUGUGAACUUGUUUGUUGGGCCAUUCCUCAGUAAACAGCCAAAGUGCCUGGGGUUGCUCCCGUGCAGUGCCAGUGUUAUUCUGUCAAACUGGAUGUCAAGGCAAGAUGCCAGGUUCACAAGGAAUUAUUGCAGCUCACUCCCAUGCUCACAUAUACAUGCACACACACACACACGCAUGCACACGCAAAGGGGAAAGGAAAUUCGUUUUGUAGCAGUUUUAUGGUUCACAGGGGUCCCUGAGAACGUCUUGCAGUGAAGGUAAUUUCUGCAGCUGUACAAUAUUUAGCUGCGGGGCAUGGGCCAGUUGGUGGGCAGGUCCCUACUGCAAGAUUUAUCUUAACAGAUUAUGAACCCAGAAAUUCUGUACCUACUGUGCACCCUCCCCCCUAAACAAUAUGCCUUAACCCUGCUAUUGUGUUGGGGUCAAAUCUGACCCAUUUCCGAGUUAAGAUGUGUAAGAAAUACCAGUUUUUUGUUUUUUUGUAUUGGAACAAGAUUUCAUGAUAUCCUCAAAAACAGCUAUAUAAACACAACAAAACCAAUGGUCACCAUUUUAUUCUCUAAAAGAAGAUCUCGAAAAGAAUUACGCUACAUUACGUUACAUCUGUGGUGUUACGGGUUAAAAAUGACCUGGCAUGGCAUUUGACAAAGUUGUGGGUAGUUCUGUGAAUCAUAUUUUACUCAAACAAGAUUAAUCUUUGGGUCUAGACACUCCACCCCCUCCCCUUUGUUUUCCUGCAGUCUGUACUCCAAAUCCGGAACAACAUUUUUCUUGCAGAAAAUGGCCAGGACACACACACCCACACAUGAAAAAGGAACUUGAAUUCACACACACACACACACACUCUCUCUCUCUCUCUCUCUCUCUCUCUCUCUCUCUCUCUCUCUCUCUCGCUCUCGCUCUCGCUCUCUCUCUCUCUCUCUCUCUCUCUCUCUUUCUAUUCCUUAUCUAUCUGGCUGUCUGUCCAUCUAUCCCACAGACACUCUCAAAAAGAAUACCCCUUGCUCUGUCAUCACAACUGCUCCCCUUCAUAAUAUUAUGCCCACAUACAGCAUCACAGGAACUCAUUUUGUUUCUCGCAGACAAGCACAUUGCAAUUAUUUAGCUGAUGCUUUUUAUUCAAAUCGACUUACAGUUGAUUAGACUAAGCGGACGCCAAUCCCUUCUGCAGCAAUGUGGUGAUUCGGGGCCUAGUAGCUGCUGUGAUGUUGGGCGGCUUGUAGCAUAGUGGUUAAGGUGAAUGACUGGGACACGCAAGGUCGAGGGUUCGAAUCCCAGUGUAGCCACGAUAAGAUCCGCACAGCCGUUGGGCCCUUGUGCUAGGCCCUUAAUCCUGCAUUGCUCCAGGGGAGGAUUGUCUCCUGCUUAGUCUAAUCAACUGUACAUCGCUCUGGAUAAGAGCAUCUGCCAAAUGCCAAUAAUGUAAUGAUGUUAUUGUGGCUGCACCAGGGCUGGAACCACCAACCCCCCAGCUCACCUUAGCCACUAGGCUUUAGUACAGUAUCAAUUGUGGGGGUGUGGCAUGAAUAACAUUCCACAGAUUUCUCGCUACAUUGGGAUCUUUCAAAAAGGCUUGUUUGAGUUCUUGUCAAUUUCAUUCUGCAGCAGCAUCUGUCUAUUACAAUAUGUGCAACAGAUUCACUAUGAUUAUUGAUAAUGUAUUUGAUCAUGACAAUAAUGGAGGAGAGAGAACAAACAUGCACACACACAAGGUGAAAUAGAUAGUAAAGAGAUUAUUGAAAUAUAAUUCUGUGUCUGGUAUUGGCUGGUUAUAAAUAAAAUUGUUUGUUCAGGGUUUCUCACAGAUCUUUUCCUAGUCAAAUUUGACCCGUGUUUUAUCUCUGCACAAAACACUGCGAUGGUAGGAGAUCCGGGCUGGGGCUGGUGAGGGAGUUCAUUAUUUUGAGCCUUCAAUCAAAUCUUGUGCAACCUUUGGCAAAUAUUUGUCUAAUAUUUGUUAAAGCCUUCAGUUGAGCUUUGAGUAUGGAUUAUUAUUCAGAAAAAUAACAGGAAAUGUUUUGCAUAACAAAUGGAUAGUCAUGGUGGUACCUAUGUAUAGGUAAGGUGGACUGCCGUGACUCCACAUGAUUUCAGAAUCCUUGUUCAUGUUCCAUUUGGAUGAGUUAUUUUCAACAAAAUAAACUUUGGUUUGAGAAAAAAAAAAAACUAUUUUUUAAACCUUUUUUCUAACAUAGAUCGCUAACGGUCAGUUUCGAGCCAUAACACCACAGAUGUCACUUUGGUUAAUAAUAUAAGGUAAAAAAAAAACAAAGCACAAGUCAUUUAUUCUAGGAAAGUGUGUUCUAAUAUUAGUCCUUAAUAGUCAGCUAACAUAAUUGCCCCUUGUCUUCACUAUCAGAAUUAUAAUGAGUAAAUAUAUACUCUUUUUGCCUGAAAACAAGUGGUAUAUUGUAAGGUAAAUGUUUUUGGAACCAUAAAAAAGUGAUUGUAUGGUUAUGCAUGGAUAAUAAGUUAGUUAUAAAGUGUGAGGUAAAAAACAAUAUUGGAUGAUCUUUUUUUGUGUGUGUGUGUGUUUUGUGCUGAGAUAAAAAAACUGGUCAAAUUUGACCCGCUAACACAAAAGGUACGUGCAGAUUUCUAACAGAUUAGGAGGGUUAAUAAAUCCACAUGAA